Messenger RNA from Pneumocystis murina B123, 204 nucleotides. Its product is annotated as 40S ribosomal protein S28. The record is from RefSeq and is a predicted model, not a curated record. The transcript is spliced from 3 exons. Gene Ontology annotation, molecular function: structural constituent of ribosome. NCBI's taxonomy places the organism in Eukaryota, Fungi, Ascomycota, Pneumocystomycetes, Pneumocystales, Pneumocystaceae. Gene Ontology annotation, cellular component: cytosolic small ribosomal subunit; ribosome. Gene Ontology annotation, biological process: ribosomal small subunit assembly; translation; maturation of SSU-rRNA. The coding region runs from base 1 to 204 and encodes 67 amino acids.
AUGGAUGCUAAACAACCAGUAAAAUUGGCAAGAGUAACUAAGGUUAUUGGCCGAACAGGAAGUCGUGGAGGUGUGACUCAAGUACGAGUUGAAUUUAUGGAUGAUACAACAAGAAGUAUUAUUCGUAAUGUCAAAGGCCCUGUUAGAGAAGAUGAUAUAUUGUGUUUACUUGAAUCUGAAAGAGAAGCACGUCGAUUAAGAUAA